Molecule: messenger RNA, 1405 nt
Organism: Scatophagus argus
Lineage: Eukaryota; Metazoa; Chordata; Actinopteri; Scatophagidae
Product: major histocompatibility complex class I-related gene protein-like
Exons: 7
Coding region: 93-1172 (359 amino acids)
Biological process (GO): immune response
Cellular component (GO): external side of plasma membrane
Source: RefSeq, a predicted model, not a curated record
CACAGAACGCACACUGAGUCUUUUUGAUAUUAACAGAAAGUUGACAUAAACUGUGGUGAUAUUCUUCACACACACGUCUUGAACAAAAUAAGAUGAGGAAGUUAUUUUUAUUGCUUCUCUUCUCUCGCUUUUCUUCGCCAGUCAAACACUCCCUGAAGUAUUUCUACACUGCAUCCUCUGGAGUCCCAAACUUCCCGGAGUUUGUUGUUGCUGUGCUGGUUGAUGACGUGCUGGCAGGUUACUGCGACACCUUCACAAAGGUGGUAGAACCAAAACAGGACUGGGUUAAAAAAUUAUUCAAAAAUGAGCCUCAUCAUUUUGAGAAGUACACUCGAGAGUGUUCUGAGAGUGAGCCGAACUACUUUAAAGCCAUGAUUCAUACUUUGAAGCUGCGCUACAACCAAACUGGAGGUGUCCACAUUUUGCAGAGGAUGAACGGCUGUGAGUGGGAUGAUGAGACUGGAGAGAUUAAUGGAUUUAACCAGUACGGUUAUGAUGGAGAAGACUUGAUAUCAUUUGAUCUGAAGACAUUGACAUGGAUCGCUCCAACACCACAGGCUGUCACCACCAAACUGAGCUGGGAUGCUGACAAAGCAAAAAUAAAACAUAAUGAGAUAUACUUCACUCAGAUUUUCCCUGAAUGGCUGAAGAUGUAUUUGGCUUAUGGUGGGAGCUCUCUGCUGAGAACAGGGCGUCCCUCAGUGUCUCUCCUCCAGAAGACUCCCUCCUCUCCAGUCAGUUGCCACGCUACAGGUUUCUACACUGAGAGAGCCACACUCAGCUGGAGGAAAGAUGGAGAGGAGCUUCAUGAGGACGUGGAGCUCGGAGAGAUCCUCCCCAACAACGAUGGAACCUUCCAGAUGAGUGCUGAUCUGAAGCUUUCAUCAGUCGCACCUGAAGACUGGAGCAGGUACACCUGUGUGUUUCAGCUCUCAGGUGUGAACGAGGACAUCAUCACCAAACUGGACAAAGCAGACGUCAGGACCAACUGGGAGGAGCGCAGUGAGGUGACCUUCCCCAUCGUGGCCUCAGUGGUUUUUGCUCUCCUCCUCCUCCUCGUCAUCAUUGCCACUGGAUUCUUCACCAUUUACAAAAGUAGGAAAGCCCGUCCUUCACCUGAUCCUGACGAUGACUCUGAGCUCUCUGAAAACCUGAAUCCAAGACCUGAUUGAAGACUACAUUAUUAUAUUCUAUGUAUUUUUAUGGAUGGGUUUAACAUUAAUAGCGGUGGAAGUAUGGCUAAAUCUUGUUUCUGAAAAUGACAAUGAAGAAAGAAAUGAAAAGACAAGUGGAGAGUCGAAGCAUAUAGUUAAUCGAAAACUCCAUAGUCCUUGCUUGAAUCAAAUGUGUUGUUCUCUGUUAGUGCUGCUGAUUGGCUUUUCAUUAAAGUUUGCUGUUCUUAAAA